Messenger RNA from Cherax quadricarinatus, 3351 nucleotides. It is a transcript of the gene CycE, whose product is annotated as cyclin E. Gene Ontology annotation, biological process: regulation of cyclin-dependent protein serine/threonine kinase activity; G1/S transition of mitotic cell cycle. Gene Ontology annotation, cellular component: nucleus; cyclin E1-CDK2 complex; cytoplasm. Lineage: Eukaryota; Metazoa; Arthropoda; Malacostraca; Decapoda; Parastacidae. Gene Ontology annotation, molecular function: cyclin-dependent protein serine/threonine kinase regulator activity. The record is from RefSeq and is a predicted model, not a curated record.
GGUGGCCGACCUCUGAGUUUGUGAAGCUAUAACAUCAAGGUAAACUGGGAUUUUACUCUUCUGGCGUGGUUAUGUGAUGGAGUGAUUUGUUAUCAAGGUGUAUCCGUGACAGAUUUGUGGAUACACGAGCCAGGAAGCUCGAGUUACGGAGGCCCUGUACGCAUCACCAGACCUUCACCACUGAUCAUCACUCACAGCCUCAUGUCUCAGAACCAAAGAAGACUGAAAAAUGGUUCACUGUCAACUAGAACUAAGCCAGCCAUUCUGAGAACCAGGAAGAGAAGGAGCUCAGAAAACGAUGAAGACGAACGACAUGUAAAACAGGCACGUGUGGAACCUACAGAGAUGCCUCAGCCAUUGGGCGAUGUGACAUCCAGCCUCAAUGUGGAGAGGGAGCGGUCAGUGACCCCAGACAACCCUGUACCCGAGACAUGGAAUAAGUUUCGAGGUCUGACAUGCAUCCCAACACCACAGUCCACCAGGAAACUGCCAUUGCCAAAGUUAAGUUGGGCCGAUCAAGGUGAGGUAUGGGCGCUCAUGUGCCGGAAAGAUCGCCUCUAUCCUCGAUGUCCAGAUUACCUCAGUCAACAUCCCUCGUUACAAGCACGGAUGAGGGCCAUUCUUUUAGACUGGUUGACAGAGGUGUGUGAAGUAUAUAGGCUACACCGUGAAACAUAUUACCUAGCCACUGACUUCAUCGAUCGCUACUUAAGUGCCUCGAGAGAUGUUCCCAAACAACAACUGCAACUUAUAGGUAUAACAUGUUUAUUUAUAGCAGCAAAAAUAGAAGAAAUUUACCCACCAAAGCUCUCGGAAUUUGCGUAUGUGACUGACGGUGCUUGCACAGAUAAUGAGAUCUUGGAGAAGGAGCUAGUCAUUUUAAAGAAACUUAACUGGGACCUUUCCCCCAUCACAUCCAACUGUUGGUUAAAUACAUAUCUACAGCUGGCACAAGAACAGUCGCAAAGAGAAUCGGGUGACGGCGAUGCGGCCACUGAUGACCACAGCUUCGUCUUUCCCCGGUAUUCUCCCCUCAAGUUUGUACAGGUUGCAAGAUUACUAGAUUUGUGUACUCUGGAUAUGUCAAGUCUGGGAUUCACUUCAAGCAUGGUUGCAGCAACAGCUAUGUGCUAUAUGAUUUCCCCUCAGUUGGCAACUCAGGUCUCUGGCUACUCAUCAGAAGAUCUACAGGAGUGCUAUGACUGGAUGGCAGCAUUUGCUAUUACAGUACAUGAGAUGGGGCCAGUACAGUUGAAAUCUUUUAGCCAAGUGGCACAAGACGAUAUGCACAACAUCCAGACACACACUGCAGACCUCGAUGUUUUGGAGCGAGCACAGAUCAGGUUGAGUCAGAUACGGUCUUCUUCUCGGAAUAGUCCCGAGUCAUCAGGAGUUUCAGUCGUGAUGCUUACACCUCCAAAAACAGAUGAGAAAACCAAAUUUUAAAGUGAUUUAUUUUUAAAAUUUAAAUAGGAAAUGGCAUUUGCAGUUUUUGAUAAGCUCAUUUCAUUAUGAUAUCUCUUUGUAGAUGAAUCACCUUAAUUUUUAAGGGAUUCCUGAAGCUACAAGACAUUAAUGACUUGUCAUUGUUCAUCCAUGAAGAUUGUUGGCCAAUAGUGGGUGUACACAAGUGUUUUACUGUCUUGUGGUUAUUUUUAUACAUAUCAGAUAGGUUUGGCCAUGCUUAUACAUAUCAGAAGCAUUUCAUAUUACUUUAUAAUGAAUCUAAUAUAAAAAGUAACAUUUUAUUGUACUUGCUUUUCUCACUAAUGUGCAUGCUGUGCAACAUUGUGUUUCUUAUGAAUGUUAUUUUGUGUACAGUAUUGACUUUGUGGGCAAGUCUUAUAUUUGGAAGGAGCUUCAAUGGCAAUUUUUAAACUUUCUAUAAUUUUGUUCUCUAAUUUGACAACUAGGCAAUUUGUUAACAUGCUGAAUUCUUCCUAUUGAAAUCUUGUAAGGUUUUAAUUAUUCUUAAUUUAUGAUAUUGUACAUAAUAUGGUACGUAAAUGUAUGUAGCGAAGCGAUUAAUAAUUAAACCUGAGGUUUAAAAGUUAAUUUCUUUAUGGUCAAUAUUUAGUAGUUGGCCAGCCAUCGAAACAGGCCGUGUAAAUAGCAUGACUGUGCCUGGCAAAACAAAUCUAGUCUUUUCCGUAAUGGGAGUACAGUUUAUUGUUUUAGUGCCACGUGCAAUGGCAUUUCAUAGUAGUAUGAAAUGCUCGUUCAGGGUUUUGCUUCAUAACUCUUACUUUAGAAAAUUACUUGUUCUUUUGAGCUGUUUGGGCGAAUCCUGUCAGCUUUCUGUAUAUGAAAAUAUACUAAAAAAUGUGUAUCAAGGAAAGAUAUGUGGUGACAUGUCUGCGUGAUGCUACAGGGCUUUUUAUUUAUAUCUAUAUAUUUUUCACAUAUACAUAUUGUCAUCCAUCAUCUCCAAAGCAUGGCACUGUUUUGUCCCUAAUGACUGUGCCAACUAGACAGAUAAGGGAUACAGAGGCAUAUUACAGUUCACAACUUCGACUUAUUAGAAUUGUAUUUUCUGAUUCUUUACAUAUUACAAGUAAGCUGGGCAUUUAAUAUCUUUAGUAAUUUGGAUUAAGAACAUAUACAAAGAUGCAUUGGUCAUGUCAUGUGUGUUUGCUGUUACUUGUGUAAUUUCCUAACAUAAGCAAUGAGAAAAAUAAGGUCUCUUUUUUUACUUACAAAUUCCAGUAAUCACAAUAGUUUAAAUGAAAAUUUGCUUCUUUUCUUUGUACACUUAACAAACUAUAAUUGUUAAAUUAAUUUUACUGCAUUGAAUUAGUGUGCAGUCUGGAAAACGAAUAUAAAUAAAAAACUUUUAAAAGUGUCUUGCAUAUCCAUUGGUGACAUUCAUUUGUGUGAUCUCUUGAGGUUGGGACUGAAUGAUAGACUAGUGAAUCAUGGUGGAACUUUGAUAAAAAUAAUUAAAAUGCCUGCAUUUUGUGAAUCCAAUAAUUGUAGAUAUAAAAGCACACUUAAAAUUUCCUAUUAGGUAUUGAAAUACGUUUAUGUAAGAACUGUAGCAUUUCAUCACUUAGAGUUCAAUAAUAAUACUUACAGGCAGGCUCUAAACCUGUAGAGGCCGAAAGAGCUUAGGAGGUAAUCAGGUUUAAACGGGAAGAUAAAUCCAAUUCCUUGGAUUAAGAGCCCUCCACCAGCAGAAAGGCACCAUUCUCAAAGGUAAUGAAAUGUCCAUCUUUCAAUGGAGGUGUUUAGAUGUAAGAUGCAGGGCUCUUGAUCCAAUUAACUGGAGCUACGCUCCUUUUCCUGGGAGUGAAUUUGGUUUUCCUGGCACUGAAUAAUCCCUAUGGAUUUAGUGUUUCCCCAGGAACAUAA